This is a messenger RNA of Lolium rigidum, 733 nucleotides long. Its product is annotated as cytochrome b5-like. The record is from RefSeq and is a predicted model, not a curated record. NCBI's taxonomy places the organism in Eukaryota, Viridiplantae, Streptophyta, Magnoliopsida, Poales, Poaceae. The coding region runs from base 137 to 544 and encodes 135 amino acids. Gene Ontology annotation, molecular function: heme binding. The transcript has 3 exons. Gene Ontology annotation, cellular component: intracellular membrane-bounded organelle; membrane.
CGGCAGAUUCAAGAGCAGAUUCCUGCCCUUCUUCUUUCUCUGCAAGCCGCAGCAGAUUCACCCACUCCGUCAAACAGUAUACCCUCGUCGUCCUCCGAUUUGAUCAGGGAGAGGUUGGGAAGCGAGGAGGGGGGAGAUGCCGACGCUGACGAAGCUCUACAGCAUGAAGGAGGCCGCCCUCCACAACACCCCCGACGACUGCUGGAUCGUCGUCGACGGCAAGAUUUAUGAUGUGACCAAGUAUCUGGAGGACCAUCCUGGAGGUGCUGAUGUCCUGCUUGAGGUGACAGGUAAGGAUGGCACGGAGGAAUUUGACGACGCGGGCCACAGCAAGGAUGCCAAGGAGCUAAUGAAGGAUUACUUCAUUGGGGAGUUGGACUUGGACGAGACGCCUGACAUCCCUGAGCUGGAGGUUUACAGGAAAGAGCAGGAUAUGGACUUUGCCAGCAAGCUGCUGGCCAACGCGGGGCAGUACUGGGCCAUUCCGGUAGCAGCAGUCGGGAUAUCAGCCAUUGUCGCCAUAUUGUAUGCACGCAAGCAGUGAUGAUCGAUUAUAGUUUCAUUGGAGGACCAUUUUGGGGGAAACAACCCAUUUAUAGCUGGUUAUGGAUGGAGAUUACGUACUUCUGUUCAAAGUGGAAGAUGUAUUUCUGUAUUGAGGCCUUAGGCACUUGAAUACCACAAAAUUGGUGGUGCUAUUUUGUCAUUCAAUGGAAGGAUUUGUUACAGACUC